Molecule: messenger RNA, 1677 nt
Organism: Fomitopsis serialis
Lineage: Eukaryota; Fungi; Basidiomycota; Agaricomycetes; Polyporales; Fomitopsidaceae
Exons: 5
Coding region: 1-1677 (558 amino acids)
Biological process (GO): intracellular magnesium ion homeostasis; magnesium ion transmembrane transport
Cellular component (GO): plasma membrane
Molecular function (GO): magnesium ion transmembrane transporter activity
Source: RefSeq, a predicted model, not a curated record
AUGUACCAGGCAAGCGUUGGCGGGCCAUCUCCUGAACAGCAGCAGUAUGACUUUGGCCCGUUGGAGACGUUCGCUCGAGAGGAGAAGGCGCGGCUCGGCAUUCAGACUCCUGCAAGCCCUACGGGCCCGCACAUUGGGCGCCCACCAAUGCCUGCGCCUCAUAGCCAGGGCCAGAGCGAGGCAGACCCAAGCCCGAGCGGAAGUCACUUCACGAUCCCGCGCGUGCGACAUCGCAAACUCUCGCAUAGCGCACCCACUCCGCGACGAGGGAAGCUUGCGCUCUUCGAACAGCCUGGGGCGGGGGCUGCACCACCAACGUCUGGCACGACCCUCAGUGCCGUACCGUCGUAUGACAAUGUCAACGACAUCAUGAACGGCACACCGUCGGCGGGUGGGGGUGCUCAUGGGCUCGGUGGGCCGGGAACGGGACACGACCGACCAUACCGUUUCUCUUUCUACUCGAACGCCUUGAGUGCGACUAUCCAUUCGCGAAGCCUCAGUGAGCUCCCAGCAGAGGGACAGAGCUUUGAGGAUAUGUUCUUUGGACGAGAGCCGGCCCCGCCAAAUGCUGCGGGACCGAGGCUAGGUAUGAACGGUAAACCAGGGUCAUACGCACCGACCAAUGUCGGGUCGAAUCCUGGCUCGCUGCUCACCUCGCCGAGGUUGAACGCCAUCGGUCCUGGGACCUCGAAGAUAUUUAGCGGCGGCGAGCGGAGACUACCGGGAGACGCGACGGCAGAUGGUUGUACAUGGUGGCUGGACGUGUUGUCGCCCACUGACGAGGAGAUGAAGCUACUCAGCAAGGUCUUCUCCAUCCAUCCAUUGACUACCGAGGAUAUCCAGAUGGAGGAAACUCGAGAGAAGAUCGAGUUGUUCCGAAACUACUACCUUGUGUGUUUCCGUGGCUUCGACCAGGACCCAUACAGCCCGACGUAUCUCGAACCACUCAACAUGUACAUUAUCGUCUUCCGUGAAGGCAUACUGUCGUUCCACUUCCGCCCGACCCCUCAUCCUCAGAAUGUUCGCCGGCGGAUCAAGCAGCUGAAGGACUACAUCAGCGUUACGUCAGACUGGAUCUCAUACGCUCUCAUCGACGACAUCACCGACGCCUUCGGACCCCUCAUCCAGAGCAUCGAGUAUGAAGUCGACAGCAUUGAUGAACUCGUACUUAUCCUCAAGGAGGCGGAGCAGAGCGACAUGCUGAGGAGGAUUGGUACCUGCCGUAAGAAGGUCAUGGGUCUGCUGAGGUUGAUGGGCAACAAGGCCGACGUCGUGAAGGGUCUCGCCAAACGAUGCAACGAGAACUGGCGUGUUGCACCAACAUCGGACAUCGGUCUCUAUCUCUCCGAUAUCCAAGACCACUUGAUUACGAUGACGCAGAAUUUGAAUCACUACGAGAAGAUCCUGUCUCGCUCGCACUCCAACUACCUCGCGCAGAUCUCGAUCGAGAUGACGGAGGCGAACAACCAAAUCAACGACGUUCUCUCGAAGCUCACUGCGCUCGGUACGGUACUCAUCCCCAUGAACCUCGUCACAGGUCUGUGGGGCAUGAACGUCCACGUGCCUGGGCAGGAUGUGCAAAACGGCUACGUGUGGUUCGGGUCUAUCAUCGGGGUGCUCGCUGCCUUUGCGCUCAUCGCGGGCUGGUCGACGUACAAACUGAUGGUACAUCGUUGA